UCCUUUGCAUGCACGUUAUACCGUCACUGAUUCGCACGUGAUAGGGUCAUGCGAUUCGCACGUGCCUAGAAAUCCUGCACCCUCCGCCGUGAAAACUGAAAUCAAUUAACCUCCCUGCGCUUCGUUCCUGCGAGAAAGGGAAGAAGAACAAUGGGCGAGGUUUCUAAAUCCACCAUGAAGAAGAAGAAGAAAAAGGGUCGCCCUUCUCUUUUAGAUCUCCAAAAGCGCUUCCUCAAACAGCAAAAGUUGCAGGAACAGCAUCAAGAACCCCAUAACGCUUUCCACUUUCCCUCCAACCCUAAGAACCCACCUUCUUGUCGGAAUCCCAAUGUUCACCCCGCAACAGAGCAAGUCCCCAUCACCGCUGCCGCCGUCGCCGACGACGACGACGAGCGCAUUGAGAAGAAGCAUAAGCCCUUACUCGGUUUAACUUCUCGUCAAAACUGUCCAACAUUGUCCGGUUAUUCUUUGCGUAAAUCGGCCUCCUACGGCGAAGAGUCGGAGACGGCCCUCAAGCGUCGCAGAACCGGUGCCGCCCAGUUUGGAUCUUCUCAAGUGAGAGAAGAUAAAGCUUUGAAAGCGACAGACACUGCACAUGGGUCGCAGGUGGAGUCUGGUCCCACGACAACUUUGCCAGACAAAAAGUUGUUGAUUUUCAUCCUUGAUAGGCUUCAAAAAAAAGACACCCAUGGAGUAUUUUCCGAACCCGUGGAUCCAAACGAUCUUCCCGAUUACCAUGUCAUUAUUCAAAAUCCUAUGGAUUUUGGGACUGUGAGAACGAAAUUAGAUGGAGGAGCUUACGCAAAUUUGGAACAGUUUGAAGAAGACAUUUUUUUGAUAUGUUCGAAUGCAAUGAAGUAUAAUGCUUCUGAUACUGUUUUCUUCCGUCAGGCACGAUCAAUACAAGAACUUGCAAAGAAGGAUUUUGAGAAUUUGAGGCGAGAGAGCAGUGAUGAAAGUGAACCAGAACAGAAAGUUGUGAGGAGAGGUAGGCCUCCAGGAAAGAGCCUGAAGAAAUCAUUAGGUCUCUGUAACCCUAUUGAAAGUAAUGGAGCAGAGUUCUGCUCAGGUGCUACUCUUGCUUCUGGAUGUGAUGAUUCCUACAAUGUCAAUGGUUACAGUUUGAGAAGAGCACGUUCCACCUUCAGGCCCCUGCCUGCAGAUCCUCUAGCAAGAACAUCAUCUGCAGCACAAACUCAACAUGGCGAAACUUUGGCCAGCUGGUUGCCUGAAUGGAAAAAUGAGUUUCCAGCUUCAGUUUUAAAGGGUGUUCUUAAAAGUGGAAAGAAUGAUAAUAUGGCUGUGAAUGAGAAUAGACGUGAUACCUAUAAUCGUUCCAUGUCAUGUGGGAAUUGGCCAUCUGUCUUUGGUGACCUUGAUGGAGACUUGAAGCAACUAAUUACUGUGGGUUUGCAUGCCGAGCAUGGUUAUGCAAGAAGCUUAGCUCUCUUUGCAGCCGAUCUUGGUCCUGCAGUUUGGAAUAUUGCUUUAAAGAAAAUUGAAAGUAUUAGUCGGGAGCUGGGGCGAGUAUUAAUACAAGAAAUUGAAAUGCUACAGCAGCAUCGUUUGUUGCCUCUGGAUGGAGGCUCAUCCGACAUGAAAACAGUGGCAAAGAGCACGGCUGUUCUUCCAUGUAGAAGCAUAUCUGGCUCUAACAUUGGUGUUUCAAAUAAUUUUUUGAAACUUGGCGAAGAUGCUGGUAAUGAAAUUGAUAGAGUGAGAAAUCCUGAAAGCGAGACAGUGUUGCUAGACAGAAGUAGAGGUGUAACAGGAUCAACAACUUGUAUACCGAAUGAGCAGAACGUAGUAGUUCCUUCAAACAUCCACACCACAAAUGGUAAUCUUUUCCCCCAUUUUUCACAAGAAAUGAGAAUGGUAAGACUUGAUUCUAUUCUUGGUGGGACGUCUUAUUCAGACUACUCUACAUGCCCAUCUCUCAACAAUGCUUCUUUCCAAAUCCCUUCCAGUUCAGAUAAUACGGAUUUGUUAAGCCAAGCUGGAAUGCCAAAACUUGCAGAAGAAGUUGCCUCUCAGUCACACGCUCUGUUGCAUUCACCAGCCCGUGUCUACAUUCAGGACUCAGUCGAUGCGCAACAAGACAAGCGUAGUGAAAAGGCACAUUGGCAAGAAUUAUCAACACGUCCUGUGCUAGAUUCAAUCACCUUCGAUACCGACCUUAAUUUUGGAUUAGGCUUAUCUGCUGCACCCAGUUCUAAUCUGCAGAUUCUUUCUCAAAUUCAACCCGAUUUAGUAUUGCAGCUGUGAGGACAUGAUAUUUGUUUUAUGUAUACGAUACAAUCAAAGUUGCAGUUAUGUACAGAUAGUAACUUCAGUUUAUCUCAUUUUCUAGAUCUAGACCAUAGUGAUUGUACAAUUAUUGUCUAGAUCCAACUCAUUUAUCUGUUUACGGGUUCAAACCAGAACCAAAAUCAAUAUACAGUGAAGUUUUCAAGAACAA
Messenger RNA from Cucumis melo (muskmelon), 2458 nucleotides. RefSeq lists its product as uncharacterized. Gene Ontology annotation, molecular function: protein binding. Bases 151 to 2265 code for a protein of 704 amino acids. The transcript is spliced from 9 exons. The record is from RefSeq and is a predicted model, not a curated record. NCBI's taxonomy places the organism in Eukaryota, Viridiplantae, Streptophyta, Magnoliopsida, Cucurbitales, Cucurbitaceae.